CGUGAGUACCGGAGAAUUAAACCCAGGCCCGGAGUCACUGACAAACCCGACCUGUCACUGCCAGCAGGCGGCUCCGCCCCGUGGAGACAAGUCCAGCCCCUUGGAGACAGCUCGCCUUUCCCUCCCCACCCCGUUUCUCUCCCCUCCUGGGAAACGAGGGAGGACUAGGGCCCCGAGUCACCGGUUUCCUGUUCUGCUAGGCUCCAGAGCCAGUCUCCUUCAAUUCUACCCCUAAGGAGUUAUUUAAUUCCCCGUCUAAACCCUCCUUCGUCCCAAUCACAAAUCUGAUUGCGCAUGCGCGACUCACCUACUGGGGUCGGUGUUCUAAGGUGCCCUGAACUGAAGUUUACGCAUGCGCAGCCAAUCCUAAUAAAGUUUUUUGGGAAUCUUGCAGGCUUCAUCGGAGCAUCCUGCGCAUGGGCAACAGCACCCACUAGAAAUCAUUCGCUGCUUACCGGUACUGGGUCCCUUUUGUCCCCUUCCCGGUUCUCCGAGCUUCUCACGUGUGUCCUUCCAUAGGUGGCAUCGAGGGGAAUCAUCAGUGACUUGGGCAGUGGUGGUCAGCAUGUCUGCCUUCCGAUCUGGCCUUUUGGUUCUGACAUCCCCACUGGCGGCCCUGACCCCACGUUUGGCACCCAUUCUGACCUCUGCAGCUCGACUGGUGGAGCAGACCCUGUAUGUCCACCUUCAGCCUGGCCUCAGCCUGGGUGGACCUGCCCAGCCUCACUCCAGCCACGUUCAGGCCACGGUGGAGAUCAUCAACCUCAUUACAGGCCUCUAUGCUGGUGCUGAUGCCCAUAGGCAUCUGGACAUCCGUGUCCUGCUGACCAACAUCUGCACCAAGAGCCCAACCCCACCACCCUCACUUGGCUCUGUGCAGAACCUAGCCCAUCCCCCUGAAGUGGUAUUGACUGAUUUCCAGACCCUUGAUGGGGGCCAGUACAACCCAGUUAAGCAACAGCUGGAGCGAUAUGCUACCAGCUGUUACAGCUGCUGCCCACAGCUGGUCUCUGUGUUGCUCUACCCAGAGUAUAAUCCAGGGGACACUUCCACAGAACCAUCAGUGGCACCCUAUUCUUCUGGUUUUUCAACCUCCCCUGUGCCUAAAUCUCCCAUGCACCCCCUUCAGGGCUACAACCAUGUGGCAGUGGGGGGAACAUUUGACCAUCUUCACAAUGCCCACAAGUUGCUUCUUACGGUUUCAUGUCUCCUAGCCCAAAAGCGGCUCGUGGUUGGAGUAGCAGACAAAGACUUGUUGGAAAAUAAAGUGCUCCGGGAGUUACUCCAACCAUAUACAGAUAGAGUGAGACAUCUGAGUGAGUUCCUGGUGGACAUGAAACCAUCCUUGGCCUUUGACAUAGUCCCCCUCCUAGAUCACUAUGGUCCAGCUGGCACUGACCCUUCCUUGGAAUGCUUGGUGGGCCUAGGAGAGCUGGCUUUGCAUCAAAUUUUGUUGCUGAAGAACCCAGACCAGAAAGAAAAUGAAGAAGACAAAGUUAGCUCCUCCAGUUUUCGUCAGCGAUUGCUGGGGACCCUCCUUCGACCCCCCUAUAAAAGACCAGACCUCCCAUCCCAUGUCUAUGUAGUGGGGCUGACAGGGAUAAGUGGCUCAGGCAAGACCUCUGUGGCCCUGUUACUUCAAGACCUGGGGGCAAAGAUUAUUGAUAGCGACAAGCUGGGACAUCAGGCCUAUGCACCUGAUGGCCUUGCCUAUCAGGCUGUGAUAAAGGCCUUUGGAACUGAUAUAGUAAGCGAAGAUGGCACCAUCAACAGAAAGAUUCUAGGCAGUCGAGUGUUUGGGGACAAGAAACAGCUGAAGAACCUUUCAGACAUUGUGUGGCCAAUCAUUGAGCAGAUGGGCCGAGAGGAGAUCAUCAAAGCUGCAGCUGAGGGGAAGACCAUAUGUGUGAUUGAUGCGGCCUUGCUGCUGGAAGCCGGUUGGAACAACAUGGUCCAUGAGGUGUGGACAGUCAUUGUCCCAGAGACAGAGGCAUUGCAGCGCAUUAUAAAGCGGGAUAAUGUGAGUGAAGCUAUGGCUCUGAGUCGCCUACAGAACCAAAUGAAUAAUCAGCAUCGUGUGGACCAGAGUCAUGUGGUGUUGAGUACACUCUGGGAGCCACAUAUCACCCGAAAACAGGUGGAAAAAGCCUGGACCCUCUUGCUGGAGAGAAUCAAGAGCCAGUAAUCUACUCCUGAAAGCUUCCCAAUCUGAUCCUUGAUUGCUGAUGAUUAAUGAAUGUGGUGUGGGAGAGCCUGCAGAGGGCAGGCUUUGCCUUGUGGGGAGGGCCCCUGGGGCAUUUCCCAGGGGCUGGGCCCACACAGUAGCGAUGUGAGCACCUCUGGCGUCCCCUAGAGGCUGCGCAUAGCUGGAGGAAGGGUCCGGCUGACCCCAGAUGUGCCUGGGGCCCCACGACUGACAGGGACCAGGGUGAAGGAAUGGAACUAAUUAAAGUCGAAUUUUCUUGUAA
This is a messenger RNA of Monodelphis domestica (gray short-tailed opossum), 2468 nucleotides long. Lineage: Eukaryota; Metazoa; Chordata; Mammalia; Didelphimorphia; Didelphidae. The record is from RefSeq and is a predicted model, not a curated record.